Messenger RNA from Fomitopsis serialis, 1420 nucleotides. RefSeq lists its product as uncharacterized. The transcript is spliced from 17 exons. The coding region runs from base 283 to 1308 and encodes 341 amino acids. The record is from RefSeq and is a predicted model, not a curated record. Lineage: Eukaryota; Fungi; Basidiomycota; Agaricomycetes; Polyporales; Fomitopsidaceae.
CUCGGGCAACGGCGAAGCCGCACUGCAUGGUGGUUCCGCACAAAGCUUCCGGAAGCACGGGGACUGAGCCCCCAAAGGAUCGCGGAGUUGCGCGCACCAUGCGUACCUCUCCUAGCCCGGAUUCUUCGAGCGCUCCCCGGCGCCCCAUCUUCAUCUCGGAAGCGAGUGUCAGAUAAGCGGAAAGUGGGCGUGGAACAAUAAGUAUGGCGAUGGUGCCGUGCGCGCGGCCCACCGAAGGUCCUCCUGUCCCGCCACCCUGGCCUGGGUAGAACGACAUCGACGAUGUCCUCUGCGCUCUCCGCGUCCCUGGAGACGCUCGCUACCCAUGGAGCAGCUGUCAACGCCAUGACCCUCGCCGGCUUCUCCAUCCUCAUCUACGAUCACAUUUUGACGUUCGGAGACGAGGUCAACCACAUUUGGAAUGACCGGUUGGGGCUCGUCUCGAUCAUCUUCCUGCUGAAUCGAUACAUUAUACCCUUGGUCCUUGCCGUUGACGUCUAUGAAACCAUGGGCCUCACGAGCAACCACCGCUCAGCCGUCAUGCUGUGCAAGGUGUGGACAACUGUCCAAAGCUACGUCACCAUAGCGUCCUUCAUGUCCAUCCACGCCAUCGUCGCAUGGCGUCUGUAUGCCUUGCAUGGGGGACAAGCGUGGAUACGUAGGGUGCUGUGGAUCGCGGCGGUCGUCUACGUGUCCAGCUCAACCGCGAUCAUCACUGUCGCUCUCGUUCCCAUCAUCGCGGACCUGCAGCCGUUCCACCACGAAUGCGUCAGUUCUAUACCCUCUUACCUAUGGGUCGCUUGGCUACCAAGCGUCUUCUUCGAAACACUCCUUUUCGGCCUUACGGUUGUAGCCAUGCUUCGCCAGGAGAAACGUCGGUCCUUUAGCACACUGUCUCUCCUUCUGUAUCGCGAUGGAAUGUUGUACUUUGUCGCUGUCACAGUGUGCUCUCUAUUCUCGCUCCUCGUAUGGGCACUAGCGCCGCCAUCUCUGAUAGGAUUAGCUCGAUACUUCGCUCUCGCCAUGGUCAACAUCGCAGGGUCGAGACUAGUCCUCAACCUCAAAGGCUUCAAGGCCUCCCGCUACAGCGUCGACUUCACGACCACCUCCUUCUCGAUCGUCACCUCCGAAGCCGCGCUGACGCCGCCGCCCGUGAAGUCCGCACGGCGACAGCGAAAGACUCGAGAAGAGCAGGUCGCCGACGUGCGCGAGGACGACCUGGAUCUGGACCUGGAGAUGUAUUCGGUAGAGCGGGAUUGCCAGCAGUUGGGGACGAAGUUGCUCCACCAGUCAUUCAAUCAUUUGUAGUAUCAGGGACCCACCAUCACUGUAUCUCUAGCAGCUUAUGGGUUAUAGGUAACGAAGAGCCGUUGCCCCAUCGGUUCUGCCUGUGGGUUCGCUGACGCAAUGACCUUGACCG